AUUGUUUGGUAAAGCCAUACACCCAGGAAUGGGAAAAGAUUCAAACUUUACUGAUGAAGAGAGAAAAUCUGAAAUGGGUAUUACUGCAAAGAAUGAGAAUAGCAAUAAGAAGACAAGGAGAAGAAAAAGGUCUUCUAUUUUCCCUAGGUUCGCAUGUAUGAGAUUGGAUGAUGAAGUUUCAGUUGUUGAGACACCUUCUGGUGAAUGUAGUUUUGAUGUGGAAGCUACUCAAAAUGGUCAUGCUCCUCCUCCUCCUCAUUUAGUUGUCAUGGUUAAUGGCCUUAUUGGCAGUGCAGAUGAUUGGAGAUAUGCUGCCAAGCAAUUUGUGAAGGCCUAUUCACGCGAUGUCAUUGUUCAUUGCAGUGACUCUAAUUGUUCGACGUUGACAUUCGAUGGUGUUGACAUAAUGGGGACAAGACUAGCUGAAGAGGUAUUAUCUGUUAUAAAGCAGCAUCCACAUCUACAGAAGAUUUCUUUUGUUUGUCACUCCCUGGGUGGCCUGGUAUCUAGAUAUGCAAUUGCGAAGCUAUAUGAACAAGGAUCUGCAAGAAGAGCUUGUGGAGAAGAGAUGGAAUGUAGCCUUAAUGGUUCCACUGAUUCGUGUGUGGAAGAGGUAUCGAAAAGAAAAAUUGCAGGGUUGGAACCUGUGAACUUUAUAACCUGUGCAACACCACAUCUCGGUUGUAGGGGGCACAAACAGGCUCCAGCAUUCUGUGGGUUAUACACACUUGAAAAAGUUGCAUCGAGUUCCUCAUGGUUACUUGGAAGAAGUGGAAGGCAUCUCUUUCUGAAAGAUUGUGAUGAAGGGAAACCUCCUCUUCUUCUUCGAAUGGCCAGUGAUUCUGAAGAUCUGCCAUUUAUAUCUGCUUUGCAGUCAUUUAAGCGUCGUGUGGCCUACGCAAAUACAAGUUUUGACUAUCUUGUUGGGUGGAGUACAUCAUCUUUGCGGCGCAGAAAUGAGCUUCCAAAGCGUCGAAACUUGAAAAAAGGGGAUAAAUACCCACAUAUUGUAAAUGUAGAUGAGGCAACAAGUGUUAGUAAUCAAGAAGAAACACCUACUGAGGCCAAAAUAAAUGGACGCAAGUCUAACGAAAUGGAAGAGGCAAUGAUCAGAGGUUUAACAAGGUUGAGCUGGGAACGAGUUGAUGUUAGCUUCAAAGGAAGUAAACAAAGAUACUUUGCACACACAACAAUUCAGGUAACGAAUUAUUGCUUUAAUUCUGAUGGAGCAGAUGUUAUACAACACAUGAUCGACAAUUUUGCUGUAUAGAAGUAGGGAAGUUGCUGUAUUUAAAACACCAUAUUGGGUGGAGGCCUGUGUAAUUUACAGAGCCUGCUGCAUAAAUUGUAGAGGGAUACAUGCAUAUGAAUUCGAUAUAUAGAGAUGAUACGUCAAAGUUCAAGUUAGGUGUAUCAUUGUUAUAGAACAACAACAACAACAAACCCAGUGUAAUCUCACAAGUGGGGUUUGGGGAGGAUAGUGUGUAUGCAAAUGGAAAGGGAGAGGGAUUGUUUCCAAUAAACCUUCGGUUCAAUGAAAGAUGAAAAAAAGAUCAUUGUUAUUAGAGCAUAUAGAGCAAAUUAUUUGUAUAGUUUUUGGGCUCCAAUUUGGACAUGUAGUUCAUGCAGUUACCUCUCUUCAAAUGUAAUGAUAAUGUGUACUUCCUCUAUUCAAUAUAAAUAAAUGAUGUGAUUCAAAGAA
Messenger RNA from Nicotiana attenuata, 1702 nucleotides. RefSeq names its product putative lipase ROG1. The transcript has 11 exons. NCBI's taxonomy places the organism in Eukaryota, Viridiplantae, Streptophyta, Magnoliopsida, Solanales, Solanaceae. The record is from RefSeq and is a predicted model, not a curated record. The coding region runs from base 29 to 1270 and encodes 413 amino acids.